Hyla sarda is the source of this 1334-nucleotide messenger RNA. It is a transcript of the gene SAYSD1, whose product is annotated as SAYSVFN motif domain containing 1. The transcript is spliced from 4 exons. NCBI's taxonomy places the organism in Eukaryota, Metazoa, Chordata, Amphibia, Anura, Hylidae. The record is from RefSeq and is a predicted model, not a curated record. The coding region runs from base 422 to 955 and encodes 177 amino acids.
CUGAUUGCUGUAAAUGAACGGGAACAUUUUUGUUCACCACAUCCACAGGUGCCAAAACUCUUGCACCUCCUGUGCAGUUUAGGCUAAAUUGUGGCUGCAGCUCAUCUGCAUUUUGUCUGCUAUGUGAAAAUGCAGUACAGUGGUCCCUCAAGUUACAAUAUUAAUUGGUUCCAGGAUGACCAUUGUAUGUUGAAACCAUUGUAUGUUGAGACCAUAACUCUAUGGAAACCUGGUAAUUGGUUCUGAAGCCCCAAAAUCUCAUCCAAAAAUAGGAAAAGUGUUUCCCAAUCAGGGUGCCUCCAUCUGUUGCAAAACUACAACUCCCAGCAUGCCUGGGUCCUGUACAGUACACACAGUGUCCCAAAUGGAGCCGCCCUUACUUGGUGUCCAAAGGAGCAGCUAACCCUGGCACAGGGGACCCAUGGAGCAAAGGUUGGCAGAAUUCAGAGCAAGAAAAGCCAAAAUUCAUCCGCAACCUGAUGAAAGCGGUCACAAGGUGGGGGAGACAGAGCAGAGAAGAAAUACAUUUAUAAAGAUGGCAAAAGAGAAAUUCCACAGUGUCUGUAGCAAGUGGAAAACACUGGGACCUGCAGAAACUCCACUAUCUGAUGCCAGGACUGAGGUUUUGCAGACAAUGCCAGUAACUUCAGAGGAAGCAGCGCACUAUGAUGUGGAGCCCACUUCCUCCUCUUCGUGGAAAAACGUCCUUCUACUGAAAUUCCUCCUGUGGCUCGUACUGCUCGGACUUUUUGUGGAACUUGAGUUUGGACUGGCCUAUUUUCUCCUUUCCAUGUUUUAUUGGAUGUAUGAAGGAACUCGUAGGUCUGGUCUAAGGAAGAAAGGAGAGAAGAGCGCCUAUUCUGUCUUUAACCCCGGGUGUGAGGCCAUUCAGGGAACUAUAACCGCAGAGCAGUUUGAGAGAGAACUGCAGUACAGUCCACUGGCCGGGAUUUAGGAUUAGACAGACCUCAAUAAUUGUCCUGACACAGCACAUACAGCAAUGUCGACCAGAGAGCAUCGUGUAAAAGACUUUUCUUCCAACAAUCAAGAAAUCUUGUAAACUGCCAUCCCCCAAUGGUGAAAUGUGUUGGAGCAGUGAUUAAGAAUAGGCAAAGAUAGAGGAUGGUGGUGGGUAAAGAUUCAGUACAAAAUGGAUUUGGUUUGAAUUCAUCAAAAAUUGGAUUUGUUAUAACACAAUCUUUUUGUGAUUUUUUAUUUUUUUUUCCAGAUUAUUUAAAGGUGGUACUCCGGCCCCAAGACAUCUUAUCCCCUAUCCAAAGGAUAGGGGAUAAGGUGUCUGAUCGCAGGGGUCCCGCUGCUGGGGACCCCCGCAA